Molecule: messenger RNA, 6302 nt
Organism: Pocillopora meandrina
Lineage: Eukaryota; Metazoa; Cnidaria; Anthozoa; Scleractinia; Pocilloporidae
Source: the annotation of a GenBank genome assembly
AUGGCUUUUCGACCGUUUCAUCCAUCCGCAGCUGACAGUAAAGGCAAGGUAAGUUCUGUAGCUGAAGUUUUAGGCUCUUUUCUCAAAGAUGUAGUAGUGAUUAGAAUUCCUUGGGCUUGAAUGAACCGCUUAAUUGACUGUUUACGAUGAAGCUCUUCAAGGAAGGGCACCAGCUACCAUCUGGUUGUAGAAUUAUCGAACUCGUCAACUGAUAGUAGACUAAUUCUAGUUUAUCUGCAUUUUCUUUCCUAUGUAAACACUGGGUUGUAGAAUUUGAAGGUUAAAAUGUGCGAGCGUGGAGCGCAGCAUGGGAACGAUACAAAUAUUGUUCCUUCUUUUCUCGAUUGACUAUGAAAAUCAUUUGUUUGGGUAAAUUGUCUGAGGUCAUUUUUUUGAUCCGAUUUGAAUGUAACACCUUGGAAUAUCUUUAUUGAGUUAAUCACAACUGGCGAUUUAUCAAAAUACGGACUUGAACAAAUUUGGUAGUAAAACGGCUUCCCACAAGAGGCAAGUGAAAUUGCAAGUCACGAUGCAACAUUUUCAUCUGUUCCUUGCUUUCGGCUCUUAGUGGUAGAUUUUACUCUCAAUUGUGAAAGAAAUUCUUGCCUCGAGAAGUAAACUGUGUUAGUAAAUUGGAUAUCUUUUUCGGGAUUGUUCCUCGGGAUUUUUUUCGAGGUUUUCUAGACAACAAUAGAUCAUUAGUACUUUCACGCGUGGUCUCGAAUAAAUUAUUUAAGGAUUAACAUUUGCAUUCACAAUACAGAAAUACUUUUUGUUCACCAACUAAAACAAAGCAUAAGUCACGAAGGCAGGUUUGGAUUAUGUGUGAUUUUUCGUUUACACGAUAAACUUUAGAACCAUAAAACUUAACAAAGAACUGCUUUCUUCUCUUGAAACCACAUAAGACUAAUCCGUCGCAAGAACGCUAUACAUAUUGACUGAGGUAAUUAAAUAUUGAUCGAAUUGCACAAACAUGAGUUGACUUGAGUGACAGCAAGUAACUGGCACUCUUUUUCCCGCCAUGAAUUUGGGAAAGAACACCUGGCAUAUAUCUUGCAGAUCAUAUGGCCAGUAUUGUGUUUUUCUCGCUUCGAGACUACCAGACUCCCCAGUAGAGUUGAAUGGGUCAAAACAUCCCGAUAGGAUGUCAGACUUAAUCAGUCCACUUAAUCAGCUUUGCACAGUGUGAUUGCAUGUAUGGAAAUGUCAAGAUAGCCGACGCUGAUUUUGGGUUUUCAUUAAUGCGUGUAACCACUGAACCAGCAUACAUGGAAUUUCGACGGUGGUAAACUCGCUGAGUCUUGAAAAAGCAAUUACUUUCGUGUUGCUGCUGGAAGGAAGAGAGCAGCGAAGUAAAUAAAUAAAAAGCAAAACAGGAAAACCGAAGAAUAAGGUCAAUGUCAUCUGCGUUUUGAUGGCCCGUGACGCACACCCCAGUCCUCACGGGUAAGGGAAAGCUUGUUGUUUUGCUUAGCUGUUGUUUCCACGUGGAGGGGGUGGGGGAUACGGUGGGUGGGGGGAUACGGUGGGUGGGGGGAUACGCUGGGUGGGGGGGAUACGGUGGGGGGGGGAUACGGUGGGUGGGGGAUACGCUGGGUGGGGGGGAUACGGUGGGUGGGGCGUUAUUGUAGGGAAAUUUUAGAAACUUCCAAACCGAAACUGUACUUUUGUCAGUUGCGGUCCCUAGUCUUCUUUUCCGUCUUCAAGAGAGUCCGAGAGCGCAAUCAUUUCUUUAGCCAAUUACACAAGAUUUUGUAUCAAAACUUUCACAACUUCCAAAGAUACAGAACAAUUACAAACCUCUCGAAUACGGGCUUUUGAGAAACUCUACUAUGGGACGAAAUCAGUGAAAUGGCCUUUCUGGAUCAGAAAAUAUUGAAGUCUAACAAAGAGGUCACUUUUAAAAGUUCAAAUAUUUAUAGGUCAGAUACCAGCGACUGGAGGUGGUGAUAGCGAGGAAAGGAGAACUCGAGAGAGAGGCACCCCUUACGUGGACGUUUAGGCGGCCAACAUUUUUUUAAACCUUUCCCCUACAACUGCAUUUUCAAAGCCAUAUCUGGAGUAAUAUAGACGUUGUUUUUCUUUUUUCUUUUUUUUUUCAGCUAACAAUUACAACGUAACUCUUUGGCACCGUAGCAUUUGCCCUGUGAUAAGUGCUGCUUUUGUCAUGUAAAUUCACUCAUCACAGACCUGCUCAAUGAUGCUAAUUGUGAAGCUUUUGUUUUAACUUUGCUUAUUCAAUUCAAUGCAAAUUAUUUUGGGCUUGGUAAAAAAUAACUCGCGCGAGAAACUAUAUCUAUAUCGUCUAUAUCAAACUUACUCGCGCUCCACGAAUUCGCAGGAUUCAUUUUUUAGUAAGGUAGAGUUUUAAACUUUUUUUUUAACAUGUGUAAAGUUUUUGUAUUACUACUGUAAACAUCCUAGCUUUUGAAAAUUGCAUGGCCAAGCAUGGCAUCAAUCGAGCCUGUCAGUAACGAUUGUUUGUAUCAGUUCAGAUACUUAUGUUUAGCGAGAAAAAUUGCGACCAAUUUCCUCAAUUCGCUCUAAUUCUACUAACUGCGUUGGUUUUUAGGGUUUUUAAGGAGGUACAAGUCAGAGGACGUCAACUUUACUUCGCUAGAUGCGAAGCAAACCGAAAUUGUUUUGAUGUGGAUAAUACCAUGUACAAUUAUUUGCUAAAGAAGUUGGCAAGAUUUUAGUUACAAUCCCGUAUGUUAUUGUGUAUACGGUUCUUUGAUAAAAGAAAGCGGUGACAAAAGCAAUAGAUUACUUUUGGAACUGCCUCUUUGUUUUGAGAAUUGUCUAGAGAUAUCCGAAAUCUCUCUCAACUAAUAUUCGCAUGUUUGACUCUAAUUACGUUCGACGGAAAGCGGAAUGAAAGCUUCUUCUUCAAUUAAUUAUUUAUUACUGUAUUUUCAUCUAAUCCUAUUCAGUAAAACUUUCAAAACAAAACUAAAGAGGUUUUAGAAUAAUCACUGUGCGUAUCUGCGGCGAAAAAUUCACUUAUUUUUACUUUUUACUGAUCUAUAAAACAGAGCAUAGACUGAAGCUUUAAGAAUUAAUAUUUCUCAACCUGUCAAUUAGAUGGCCUCUAAGUGGGACAAAGAGACGGCGAGGGACAUCUGUGCUUGGAUUCAGAGAGCCACAGGAGAAUCUGUCCCCUCGGACGAUCCUACUUCCUUUGCUGAGACGUUGAACGAUGGUCAAACACUCUGCAAGUAAUGUCUGAGUAUUUUGUUUGUGUAGUCACAGAGGCAUGAACGUUUCAAAUUUCUUUCGCUUAUUUUUCAAGACAAAGGUUGCUUCUUUUUGUUUUUCUUUGACAUUUGGCGUAGGAAAUAGUUCACUUUUUUGUGCUGAAUAUGUGCUCUAAACCCAUAUUAUGCUCAGAUAGGCAAAAACUUGCUCGAUGUUGCUAAAAAUUGCAUAAAUGUAAAAAGUUACUCAAACAUUGCUGAGCACAAUAGGAACAGGCCUACUUACCGACCGAAAUUGAUUCCCUGACGCAUGCCCGACGUUUGACCUCUGUGUUGCCUUAACCAAUCUUGACACGGAUACUUUACUAAUUCGGAAACUCCUAUUUGGAAAAUUAUUUUCAAUUCAAGUUGAAGAAAUUCAUGUUACUUAAACUGUUACAUUGGUUUUUUUCAUUUUUAUCUUGCGAUGAGUGAAGGCUAGCCAAUCAGAUAAAACCAGGCGCAAUAAAGAAAAUAAACAAAAUGAAGAUGCCAUUUCACAAGGUACGUCGGUGCAAAUUUGAUGCGUGUCCAUUGUAGAAAAUAGUCGCUUUUUCUAUUUUAGGAUGGUUAUACUUUUUCCCAUAAAGCUUUUCUAGACUAAGAACAGUCGGGAAACCGGGAAAAAAUAAAAUUGAUGUCAGCGUGCCUCCUUGUACUUUGGUGUUCUGCGCUAUGCGCUAACAUCGAUAUUUUUUUUGCCUUUUGUUUUGGUUUUUUUGCCUUUUGUUUUGGUUUUUUUUUGGACCUGCGGGACCGAUUUUGCCGAGAAGGAGGGAAUGCUCGCACUCUUCAGCUUUUUAAAUUUAGUUUCAGUACUUUUAUUUCAGUUUCGAGUACCAAUUAGCCUACUUCAAGUAGAGACGUUCUCAUCGGUGGAAUUGGCGACAUAGAACAUACCAAACUACAUACUUGUAUCAAUUCGGUUAUAUGAGAUUUAUUUGUAAUAAAUUUGGCCAGUUUCCUCAAUGAAUACAUCAAAGUAUUUUCUCCUGAAUUCAUAUUAGCUGCAACAAUAUUCUAUCUCAUUGCUCUCUUAAACAGUUUUUUGAUCCUCUUCGCAGAUGGAAAACAUUGGGUGGUUUAGUGAUUUUUUGAGAGAGUAUGGUGUGCAAGCGGAGUAUAUAUUUGUCACAGUAGAUCUCUACGAGAAACAAAAUGUUCCACAAGUGAGUAAAUACUCCGUCGUUUUUGGGCUUAUAAAAUGAAAACACCCUUCAAAGUUAAAGAUUGUUAAAGUUCAGGGUGUAUUUCUACCUUGUUUCGUGUUAAGGGAAAUAUCAGAAGAAGCCACUAAAAACUCACCAAACAGAUGCAAAACUAAAACGACUUGUUCACCCGCAUUUUCCCGCGCUACGGGCAGUUUUCUUCAUUUUAUUUUGACUUUUCAUUGGUUCUAAGAGUAUUUUCCUUUCUUCUAGUUUUUCGUAGCGAUAAUCUUGGUUUUGUUUUUACGGCAUUCAAUCGAAGGGCGCUCUGAGCAAGAAAAGAUCAAUUAAUUGCAAUUAGCCGACCCCGUAUCCUCUUCCGUGGCCCGAGUCAAUUUGGGCCACCUUAAAUUCUCUUCUGAAUAAAAAUACAAGCGUUUUGAGUACUUGCCUGGAGUUUCUCAGACUUUGGAAAUUUUUUUGUUUGCAGGUUCUUAUUGCUUUGAAAUGGCUGAAAAUAGAGGUAAGAGCUUAAUAAAUAUAUCUGCCAAUGUUGUCUGUAGACACAAUUUAUAUAAAGUACCCAAGUUCACCCCGUAUGAAAUUCGCCCUCACCGAAUUCACUCCCGGGUGAAGAGAUGCACUGUGGGAGUUAAGUGUUUUAAUCAAUAAUGCAACCCAGCGUACUUAACACCAGGCCACCUCUGUUCUCAGUAGCGAAACAAGAUGGCAGGUUUAGCUUAGGAGCAAGGUGCUGCCUUGGUUAAAUAAUUGUAUUGAUUUUUGAAGCGAAAGGGCCGUCAGUUCUGAGACUUUGAAUUAUUUUAAAAGGCUGUGGUUUUUGACGCAGGAGGGAAAAUGGAAACGGAAAGGAAACAAAACGAAUUCGGACGUGCGAGGGGAGUGGGCCUAAGGGAAGUUUAGACAAAAAUAGAGAGACACUGAGUUAUUUUUGUAAAGUAGAUUUGCGGGAAUUGCAAAAAAUGAAUUAAGAAAAAUUUCGGCUAGAUAUUUUUAAGAUGCAUAACCUCCAUUUCAGAGAAAGAGAAGAUAUAAUAAGGACUGAAAGUUGUAAAAAGACUGGAAUUUCAAAAAACAUCCAAGAACGCUAAAGUUACAAAGCCUGCCCUUGGUACAAAAGUGUGCUAUCCUUUUUAAGGAAAGAGGCCGCCAAAAUUUAUAUUUUGGAUCCUUUUUCAUCGCAAUGUAAAAAUUAAGUUAAUGUCAAGUUAAUUUUUCUUUUUCAGUCGGAGAAAAAAGGUGUCAAGCUAUGAGGAACCAUUUUCAAGCUCUCUUUGGCGUAUAUUGUAACUUUCUCUUAGACAUGUCUUAGAUUUUAUUUUUCAUCUGUUUCAUGAAAAAUUAUCCGGUUUCAGAGAUAGAGCUUAGCAGUGUAAACGUUAUUCAGGGCCUUUUUUUGUGGAUGAUGUGCCUUGUCGUAGUUUCAGUCUAAAAGUAUUGUUUUUAAGUUAGCAGACAAUUUUGUCGGAAUCGAGGCUGGAAGAGUGGUUAGACAGUAUCAUAUUUAUUUUGGAAUUUACCUUUCCCGUCGUUGACGUGAAGAUACAUUAACUUUAAGUUGCGGUCAAAGUGUACGUGUUGGGUUAGAAAAGUAAUUUUAUGUGUUGUAGUGAAGAAAUAAGUUAUGAAAGUUAUACAAAGAAGUAUUAAACCUGAAGUGGGUCGACAAGUUAUGUUACCGCUUGGAGAAAAAAGUAAUUACAGCCAAUCGCAGGAAAACAUGUGUGACGUGUCAAACGCGGGAAAACAUGCAGUCAAAGUAAGCGCGGGAAACGUGUAACCAGUUUCAAGCGCAGUUGCGUGCGGGAAGGUAUGUAACUAGUCAAAGCGCAGCAAAUUUGUCACCAGUCUCAAGCGCGGUUGUGCGCGUGAAGAUAUAUAACCAGUGAAAGCGCGG